Messenger RNA from Aureococcus anophagefferens, 3306 nucleotides. RefSeq lists its product as hypothetical. The coding region runs from base 1 to 3306 and encodes 1101 amino acids. NCBI's taxonomy places the organism in Eukaryota, Pelagophyceae, Pelagomonadales, Pelagomonadaceae. The record is from RefSeq and is a predicted model, not a curated record. The transcript is spliced from 2 exons.
AUGGCCGAGAUGCUGAAAGAAUUGACCAAGGUGGCGGCGCGGCCGAACAUGAAGGGCCACUACGCGAAAACGGUCCAGCCCGACGUCGGGCUCCGGCGCAGCGACACCUUUCCGCUCGAACACCGGGCUGCCUGGGAGGCCCACUACGCCGAACAAGGAUACGUCAUCGUCUCCGGUGUGCUCUCGGACGCGGUGGUCGCCGAGGCGAAGCAAGGCUGCGCCGCGCUGGUGGAAGCACUCGCCCAGCGGCUCCUGGCGAAAGGCGCCGUCGCCGACGCGUGCGAGGGCAGCCCCUUCGAGACGCGGCUCAUGGACCUCUGCCGGGGCUGCCCCGAGGAGCUGCCGAACCUGUUCCGCGCGGAGCUCCACCGCGAGGAGUUCCAUGCGCUGCUCUGCGAUCCGACGCUCCUGGACGUCGUCGGCGCGCUGCUCCCGGAGGCCCAGAGUACGAGGAUCUACCCGAACUACAGCGCGCGCCCGAAGACGCCCUCGCCCGUCCACGCGGUCGUCUGGCACCAGGACGCGGGCCUCCGGAGCGACGGCGGGCCGAGCACGGCGCCCGAGGCCGAGCGCCUCGAGAACUUUGGCGUCGGCAAGGUCGUCAACGUCUGGACGCCGCUCGUGCCCGCGCGCGUCGGGAACGGGUGUAUGAAAGUCGUCCCCAGAUCCCACGAGCUCGGCCUCCUCGAGCACGCCUUGGUGUCCUGCUACUCCAUGGGCGCCGCGGGCCUCGAAGGCGGCGCCAUCCCGGACUCCAUCGACGGCUUCAAGGCGGACGAGGAGACGGCCGCGCCCGUGGGGUCGUACAUGACGGCCAUCAAGCCCGAGAUCAUGGCCCAGGUCGAGCCGGGGGCCGUCUCCGUCGAGCUCGACCCGGGCUCCGUGCUCCUCUUCAACAACAUCCUCGUCCACCGCGGCGGCGAGAACGUGUCGGACCACAUCCGCUGGAGCCUCGACUUCCGCUUCCAGGACGCGGCCAAGUCCACGUGCCGGUCCUGGCACGGCCACGUCGUCAAGGGGCCCGGCGCCGUCGCGAGCGCCGCGGACUGGGCGAGCCGCAAGCUCGAGCUGCCCCGCCGUCGGACGAUGAUGGAAGCUUUCCUCGCACGAGUGCGAGGCGUGCCGGACGAGGACGAGACCGGCAGCGACGCGUCGAGCGGCGCGUCGGACCUGCCCGAGUCCUUCGACUGGACCACGGCGGCGCCCCCGGUGAGCGUCGCCGCCGACGACGCCGGCCCGCCGCCGCCGCCGCCGCCGCCGCCCGAGGGCUGGCGCGCGUCGUUCUUCCUCUGCGAGGCGCCGAGCCUCCCCGUCUGCGCGGACCUGCGGGCGGCGACGCUCUGCCGGGACCAGGGCGACGACGGCUGCGCCCUCGAGGACCCGAAGCUGCUCUGCGUUGCGCAGGACGGCGACGCGCCCGCGCUCCACAGCAUCGCGACGACCUGGCUCCGGGGUUUGGGCGACCUCGCGACGUCGCCGCGGGCGGGCGACGCCUUCGCGCGCGAGAAGUUCAUGACGCCCGCGGACGGGCUCCUCGUCGUCGGCGCGGUCCGGGUCCGGGGCCGCGACGGCCGCUGGGUCCGCGCGCACGCCAAAUUAACCCGGCCGACGUGGUCCGCCGACGGUCUGGACCUCGGGCCGUCGCUCCAGCUCUUCCGGGCCGGCGGCGGCGCCGCGGGGCGCGUGCUCCUCGGCGGCUGCCGCGCGGCGGAGAAGCCGCGCGACGCCGGGCUGUAUCCGUUGUCGAUCGACCACCCGGACAUGGACCGGGCCGUCGAAUUCGGCUGCGGCGACGAGCGCGAGCGCGCGCGCUGGGCCAGGGCCAUCCGCGCCGCCGUCGAGCGGCACAUCGUCGACUGCGCCGCGGGGCUCCGGAGCAGCAUCGCGGCCGCGAGGGAGGACGAUCUCGACGUCGAGAAACUAGAGGACGACGACGGCCUCGGCGGCGACGACGAAUUGGACGAGCCGCCGUCGCUGCUGGGCUGGCUCCGGGCGCCCGCGGCGCCGCCGGACGACGCCGCGGGUCUGGUCGCGUGGGUCAGAGCCGCGGCGCCGCCGCGGCCGCCGGCGGACGGCGGCGGCCCGCUCGCGACCGUCGCGGCGCUCGCGGCGCGCCUGCGCGGGGAGCCCGAGGACGACCGCGUCGUCGUCGCCGCCCCGGACCGCGUCGUCCUCGCGGGCGCCGUGCUCGAGCGGCUGGACUUGAACGGCGAGUGGACGCCGCGGACCGCGCGGGUCCUCGCGCACGCGACGUCCGACGGCGCGGACGUCGGCCCGGCGCUCCAGCUCUUCGACGCGCGCGACGAGACGCUGCGCGUGGCGACGCUGUUUUUGGACGGCUGCGAGAUCAUCAUGGCGGGCGACGCGGACGCCGCGGACGACGAGGGCCUCGCGGCGUUCAAAGUCGCGCACCCGUCGGGCGACGUCGAGCUCGCCGCGGGGUCCGUGGCGCGGCGCCUGGCCCUCGUGCGGGCCAUGCGGCGCCUCGUCGCGGACCACCACUUCGAGAGCGCGGCGCUUUCGGAAAGCGCGGCGCACGAGGGCCUCGCGGACGCGCGGGGCCGCGCGCUCGAGGGCGCGCGGGCGACCGGGGCCGGGCCCGAGGUCUCCGAGAUCUCCGAGCCCCGGUCCUGGUUCUUCGACAUCGUCGCGCGGCUCAAGGGCGACGACGCCGGCGCCGCCGGCGGCGGCGACGACGACGACGAGGGGUCCGUGCUCUUCACGGAGCCCGACGACGACGGCCGCUACCGGCGCGACGCCUUCGAGGCGACGCUGCCCACGGUGCCCGAGGACGAGGACGAGGCGCCCGCGCCCGCGAUCGCGGCGCAACCGUUCCCGGGCGUGACGGUGACGACGCGCGAGGGCCGGCUCCACGUCAAGCUCAAGCGCCGCUUCCGCAAGUGGAAGGAGCGCCACUUUCGCCUCUCGACGCGCACCAUGGACAACGGGCGCGACGCCGGGCCCUGCCUGUCCAUGUUCGUCAAGUCGAAGAACACGUUCAAGCUCAUCCCGCUCGCGGGGACGACGGCCGCGGCGUCCGACGAGAAGCCCGCGAAGAAGCGCUUCGGCUUCGUCGUCGCCGCGCCGGGCGACGGCGCCUUCCGCUACGAGUUCUACGCGGCGACGGCCGCGGACCGCGACGGCUGGGUCGCCGACGCCAACGCGGCCGCCGCCGCGAGCGCCGGCGACCACGACGCGGCCGCGGCCGCGGCCCUCGCCUUCGACGACGACGACGACGACGCGAGCGUCGCCGCGAGCGACGUGACGGACUCGUCCUUCAUCUCCGUCUCCCUCGGCCUGUCCUGA